Scomber scombrus (Atlantic mackerel) is the source of this 5980-nucleotide messenger RNA. It is a transcript of the gene syt14a, whose product is annotated as synaptotagmin XIVa. The transcript has 8 exons. Lineage: Eukaryota; Metazoa; Chordata; Actinopteri; Scombriformes; Scombridae. Bases 120 to 1820 code for a protein of 566 amino acids. The record is from RefSeq and is a predicted model, not a curated record.
GUUUCCUCCCCGGUGUCUAAUGGACUGUACCACUGUGUGACUCCCCCCUCCACCCCCCUCACAGUGGGCCGGUCCCCCUUCUUCACCGCCCGCGUUGGUUGAAGCCAAAACAGAACAUCAUGGCGAUUGAUGGUGGCGAGCGUAACUGUGGAGUACAUGAGCUGAUCUGCGUCAGAAAAGUCUCUCCAGAGGUGCUGGGGUUUCUGACGGCCAUCGGACUCUUCAUCAUCCUCAUGACCUUUCUGUUCUGGUACCUCAACAACAAGUUGGCACUAGAGAACGCAGGGAGCCUUCAGUGCCUUGAUGACUUCAGGAAAAACCCAGAGCUGCGAGAGAAGGUCUACUCUGAUGCCGACCUGCAGGGCUCAUCAUCGGACAGCGAGGAUGAAGUGAUGGGUCAGUAUCAAGAAGCAGUCAGCCGCUCCCAAGGCCUCCGGGGAGGAGCCAAGGCCGCCACUAAUGUCAGACAUGCAGGAGGUUUCAGCUGGGAGAGUCGGCAGAAGUACAGCCCCCUGACAGCUGAUUAUGACGGCUACAGCAGCGAAGCCUCUGCUGAUGACGCCAACUGCAUCCAGAGGAUGAGACGAACGCCACCACUGGAUGAACUUCAGCCACCGCCCUAUCAAGAUGAGAAUGGCUCUCCUAGGAUGUCCUGCACACUGUCAGACCUCGGCGAUGCCAAAUGUGAUCUAUCCUAUACCAGCGGCAGUCCCCACCUUUCCUUUGGCAAAUGCCCAAGUGAGGGCAGUGAUGGCCACGAGACAGAGAGUUAUCUCAACAAGGGCUACGAAGAAGAUGUGCCCAGUGACAGCACCGCUGUCCUCAGCCCAGAGGUAAAUACCAGAACUACCAGGGAAAGAUACAAGAACAUGUCAGCCCGUGGAUCAGCAGCACAGCUACCUAAAGGUUAUGAACCAGAUCCAAUUGCAAAAUACGGCACUCUGGACGUGGUGUUUGACUAUGACUCCGAGGAGCAACAGCUGGUGAUGACCAUCAUGGCAGUAACGGACCUUCCACCCGUAAAACGCACUGGCAACAUCUCAUGGCAGGUCCACCUGGUACUGCUACCCACCAAAAAGCAGAGGGCGAAGACAGGAAUCCAGAGAGGCCCCUGCCCCAUCUUCACGGAGACCUUCCGGUUUAGCCAUGUGGAAUCAGAGAUGAUCAGCAACUAUGCCAUUCGAUUCCGCCUUUACAGCAUGCGACGGAUGAAGAAGGAGAAGGUGCUCGGGGAAAAGGUGUUCUACCUCACCAAGCUCAUCCUUCAGGGCAAAAUGUCUGUGCCGGUCAUAUUAGACCCAUGCUGUGUGCUCCCGGGUGGCGAAUCCCAGGUCAGCCUCUCAGAUAUGACAUGCAGUGAAAGCGCCUCAUCAUUCCAGUCAGUCAGUCAGACUUCCACACCAGAGAUCCUCGUGGGCCUGGUGUACAAUGCCACAACAGGACGUCUCUCUGUGGAGAUCAUCAAGGGCAUCCAUUUCAAAAACCUGGCAGCCAACAAGCCACCCAAUACAUAUGUUAAGCUGACCUUACUGAACUCCAUGGGCCACGAAAUGUCCAAGUGUAAGACAUCUAUCUGUCGAGGUCAGCCCAACCCCACCUACAAAGAGACAUUUAUUUUCCAGGUAGCCCUUUUCCAGCUAUCAGACGUCACUCUCAUCCUCUCCGUCUACAACAAGCGCAGCAUGAAGCGUAAGGAGAUGAUUGGCUGGAUUUCUCUCGGCCUCAACAGUUCUGGAGAGGAGGAGCUCACCCACUGGACUCAGAUGAAAGAGUCUAAAGGACAGCAGGUUUGCCGCUGGCACAGUCUGUUGGAGUCCUAACAGCGACAGAAAAGGAUGUGAGGAAUAUGCGUGAGGACAACUGCACAGGGCAGUUGUCAUCCCAGAUGUGUAGGAAAUGGAUAAGGCCCGCUGGGAUAGAUGUUCAGGGAACCAGGGUCAGUGGUGAUGAAAAGACAGGAACAGACAACCACAUAUGUCACUCAGAGAUGCUCAUCUUGACAUAGCAUAAACAUCUUCAUGACAUCGUCUUUAAAACCACUGACAGCAAUUGAUCAGUCACAUCAUUUUUUUCCAUGGAUUGUCUUAAUGACCUAAAAGUGUCUGUAGAUAUCACUCUUUAUCUGCUCAACCGGUUGAGCUUGAGCCUCUUCCAAGAAGUAGGUUUACUGAGGUAUCUGGAUGACUUGUUUACAUGACUCUUGAGUAAAUUAUCUGAUCCACCUCCAGCUCAAACAACUGAUGUCGAGAUUAUCAUUAAUCUUACUAAGAAGGUUUCAAAAAGCAACCCUGGCAAGCCCCCGGAAACACUGCACUUCUCAUUUGUUUGCCUUUGUAGAACAUGGUUGAAUUAGCUGAAAAGUAUUUAGGGUAGACAGAGAAGAUAGCUUUCAUUUCGAGGACAUGCAUGGCCAUUUCUCACAUUAGUAAAUCAUUAUUUUGUACUUUCUACAACCAAGACCUUUCCUUUUUUUGGAAAUUACGUGAAAAUUAUACUUCUUCUGGGUUUAUGUUUUAAUUGUAGCAACUAUAUUGUUCUUACAACACAAAGCAAGAGUGCAACAGUGCCAUACUCUCCUUAAGUAAACUUGACUGUUAAAAUGUUGACAACAACCUGGCAUCACUGCCCUUUUCUUGUGUUUGAAUUACUCUCCAGACUUCUGUUGUUUAAGCUAGAGGUGUGGCUACAUGUGGCUGCCAUCACUGCUCAUGCUAGCUACCCCAUUAAUCACAAUUCAAUUAUUGUUGUCAGGCUAGAAACACAAAACAUAUCACUUUCCUGUGUCAAGGGAAAACACGAAUGAAACACGUUUUUAUAAACUAGAUAUACAGAUUAUAACUUUAAAACCAAUUAUUUUUUAGGACAUGCUAAAGUUUUGCCACAUCACACUGUGUCCAACCCAUUAUCUGUUGCAUUCAACCAUGUGAAGACACAUUGAAGGAUAUUUUGAGCACCUAGGGGGGAAAAGGCCAAUUUGGAUGAGCCUUUAAGAGAGACCAUAAAGAAUUGAUUUGGAGAGUUGAGUUGAAGUCGAGUUCACAUUUUCACAUUUUCAUGAAUCCCUCUCAGUCGACACUGCCAACACAUCUCAACAUUGCUAGAACCUCGACUUAAGUCAACAAAACAACUAAAUAAUUUCAGAGACAUGUUUUCAAAGCAGAUAACCUGACAUCACUGACAGAGGAACUGUCAUGGUUGAUGUCGGGAUGAAGUUCAGUAGUGAUCUCAUUGUCAGAUAUUUUUGGAAAACACCAGUUGGUGGAAACGUUGACAGACAGAUAUGUUAUAUAUAGAAAUGUGUAGUAGUUACUGUGGUGGUUUUGUGAUCUUACGUUUCCACCCAUGAUUGAAAAGUCACACAGAAUAUCAGAGGAAUAUUCAAAGACACUUUUUUAUUGGUAUCUUUUGAGUAAAAAAAACAAAGUUCUGUAACAAAUAAUAAUAAUGCUAAUAGGCGAGAAGAAGAUGUACCUGUUACUCUUUGCAUUGUUCCACCUUUGUACCUGCUCUGGUGCUAUGUAAGUGCUGUUGCUGCAAACACCGAAUCCCUCGCCUUAUGGUUUUUUCAGUUCAUACAUUUCUCUAAGUGGAUCAAAAACAGACACACCCUCAGAGCACACAGACCUGCAUCCAUAAUUAGACAAGCACACACAGUACAGCAGCACUUAACCUCACUGAAGGGAAUUCAAACUUUGAGGAACGAAAUGUUUUCACAGGAGCCACGUUAUGUAUCGACAAAGUUGCAGAAUGUCUUCGGGCACGUGGGUUGUUCUUUUAGCUGUGGCCACUCUCUCACUUCAUUUAAUUUACAGACAACAGAAAAUACAUAUACUCUUUACUGUGCCUGUGGUUGUGUUGAAAGCUAGCUUAGUGCAGUGUUUACCAAGUGGAAGUGUGUGUGUGGUUGAGAACGUGUGUGUGUGCGUGUGUGUGUGUGUGUGUGUGUGUGUGUGUGUGCGUGUGUGUGCGUGUGUGUGUGUGUGUGUGUGUGUGUGUGUGUGUGUGUGUGUUGACUGGAGAGGUACAGUAAAGUGGGUGCGGGGGGGAUGUGAUAUAGGUAGUUGUUGCAUUUUCUUGCUGGGUGUGACAAUUGCUUAAUUUAAUUGCUGUUGUUUAGAAAAAGAUCACCCACUUCUUGAUUGUCUGCUGUAUACUUUAUAUACUGUAUAUCUAAUAUCUAUUUUUGUAUCAAUAACAGGGAAGAAGUUGUUUCAAGAAUCAAAAUAUUAACCCACGCAGAGAGUCACACUAUUCUGGAUUGCUACUUAUUGAUUCCAUUAUUUUAUUUUAUAUUGUAGAGGAGAAAGUAUAACACAGUCAUGUCAUAUCGCUCUGGUCCUCUUUACAUUCCCUUCUUUAAAACCAGAAAGGGAUGUGAUAGAGAUGAGCCGAGCUCAUAUAGCAAUCUGUCAAGACUUGUAGCUUUGAUGCUUUCUAACAGUGUGAAACAGAAGCACAGACCUUACAGCACAACAGAGAAACACACCAUGUGAAAGAUGCUUUGCAGUAAAAUCACUCGUUGAUGUUAUCAUUUGCAUUCAGAACAGCCAGCGAAUAGUCAAAAAUUCACUCUUAUUUGGAGCAACAAUUGGUGUUCGUUUUUUCUUUCCUUGACCUUCCAUAUUUAAUUUCAUUUUAGUAAAUUAAUAAUCAUUUCUCCCAUUUAACAACCUGCAAAAAAGGGUGUUUUUGUUGGAUCAACAGUAGGUGUGAAGGAAUAUAAAUAUCUUCAAAGUGUGAUAUAUUGUCAGUGGGUGUCUGAUGGCAGCCAUGCUCCACAUUCAAGACUUUAUGAUCAGUGAGGAAGUUGGUUUCUCUGCUUCUUGACUUUCUCCCUGGAUGGUGAAUGUAGAACAUCGGUAACAAAAUACAAUAUACUCUUCACUGAAAAAAAGCUGUUUUUUCCCCCCAAAAAUAUACACUCACUCUUUCCGUACAGCACCACAGAUCCUAUGAUUAGUGUGACUGAAGUGACACUUACUUUUUGAAGGUUAAAAGCAGGUCUUGCUACCAAUGUAUGGAAGCAAAAAAAGGCCAUAAGAAUUGUUCUCUUACAAGCAACUGAAUAUCAUAAGAACAUUCAGUCACUACUUAGUACAUAAUGUUAAACAUUUAAAUAUCAUUACACAAUAUAUAAUUUAAUAAUUUAUUAAUUUAUCUUGAAUUCCUCUCUUUGAAAUUUCCAGAAGAUAAUCAAAAAUCAAAAACAAAUUUUGUCCGACAUUUUCAAAAACUAUGUUCUUACUAGAAGUUGCUCAAAUAAAUGUUCUAAAAAUUCCAGUCAAGCAGUUGCAAUAGUGAAAUUAGACUGAUGAAAUUAAUAAAAAAUUAAAGAUAAAAAUUUUUAACUUAAGGAUCUAGGCAACAACGGACAUUUCAAUUUUCUAUUUAAAGUUGUUUAACUGAAAAAUGUCCCACAGAUGUUUCAAAGAGGUGAAUUCAAUCCCCAUGAAUUCAGAUGGUUUACAUAGCUAAAUAUUUUCAUGCUCAGUCGUAAUUCCAACAUUUAAGUAUUGUGUGGUGAUGUGUUUUACAACUACUUAUCAUGCUGUUUGUAAAAAUCUAAAUUAUUCUGGCUUUUCUUUGCUUCCAUACCAAACAACACAGAGGCCUGGUAGAACAAAUCUUUAGCUCUUUGGAUGUUUUGCCAAUCUUUCACAAGAUGUUUUCCUACUAAUAAGGUUUUUAAACAAUAUAUUUAUGCUUUGCAGUAUUGUUUUCAUUUUCUUGAGACAUUUUGAAGAGUCUUCUGGUUUUUAAUGCUGGUUUUGAUUGUUGGUUGUUUUUUCCUUUUAGUUUAGAAACAACCUAUGCCACAGAUGGCAUCGGUGCCUUACUGUUUAUCACUCGGCAACCUUGUGUCACAGUGUCUUAAUGUACUUGUAAAUGUACUUUUUCCUCUGUAUUUCAGGCUGAGAUUAAUUUGUAAAAAAUGUCUUACAAAUUGAUUUAUGAUAGAGAUCAUUUAUAUGUGAUGAUA